Messenger RNA from Cydia pomonella (codling moth), 1206 nucleotides. RefSeq lists its product as uncharacterized. Lineage: Eukaryota; Metazoa; Arthropoda; Insecta; Lepidoptera; Tortricidae. The transcript is spliced from 2 exons. The record is from RefSeq and is a predicted model, not a curated record. Bases 21 to 1088 code for a protein of 355 amino acids.
CAAGUCAGUCAUCGGUCAAGAUGGCUCCAACAGUACUUCUGAAUCUGCUACUGGCAGGACUACUUCAGAACCCUAUUCUGCUCGCUCAAGUGCCGUUGUUUGCUCCGCAGCUGUCUGCCGCGCAGUACUACUCGUGCGGCUGCGCUCCUGCCUUCGCUCCUGCGGCCCUCGCCCCUCCCGCUUUUGCCCCCUGCGGCUGCGCUCCCCCGCCAUGCCCGUGCGCUCCUCCGCCAUGCACGUGCCAACCUCCCGCACCAGGCCCGAUCUUUAUUUCCACUCCUCCGCCACCCCCAAUGUGCAUUAACCCGCCAGCGCCUCCUCCAAUCACCAUCGAGAUGCCGUGCCUUCCACCGAUAACUGUCAACCCUCCGCCGCUGCCUCCUCUAACCAUCACUCCUCCUCCUCCGCCACCAGUUAUGGUGACCCCUCCUUCCCCGCCUCCACUAUACCUUAACCCGACUCCUCUGCCGCCCGUAACGGUGAAUCCGCCGCAACCGCCGAUGAUGUAUAUCGACCCGCCGCCGCUCCCGCCUAUGAUGGUGGAAAUUCCUUUGCCGCCACCGAUCAUGAUUGAGCUGCCAGCGCCGCCCCCGAUUAUGAUCCAGCCGCCAGCGAUACCGCCCGUGAUGGUGCAGCCGCCGCCGCUGCCGCCAGUGCCAGUUCAGCCGCCGUGCCCGCCGCCGGUGACGGUCCAGCCGCCGCCGCUGCCGGGCAUGUGCUUGCAGCUGCCACCACCCGAGCCCGUAUCUGUGCAGCCGCCGGCGCUGCCGCCGAUGUGCGUGAACUUGCCUCCUCUCCCACCAGUGACCGUGCAGCCGCCGCCGCUGCCGCCUAUGACGGUGCAGCCGCCCGCACCGGAGCCUAUCUGCUUCCAAGUUCCGCCUCCGCCGCCGUUCUGCUUCCAGCCGCCGCAGCCCGCACCGAUCUGCGUGCAGCCGCCGCCGCCGGCGCCGAUAUGCUUCCAGCCGCCGACGCCGCCGCCGGUGUGCAUCGUGCCGGACGGCACGCCGCAGUGCGGCUGCGGGUAUUUCCCGGCGUACGACCCAUGCCCGUGUCAGUACGGCUACGGCUCCCCGAUCUACUUAUAACUCUCCUGAUUGCGAGACUUUUUUAAGUAGAAGCCAUAUUUAGAAUUAAGUUUUAGUUUAAGUACAUUUAUACAAAAAAUAUUCUGCUGGAAAUAAAACUUUUUUAUAUAAAUAAAAA